AUGUCAUGGGAUGGUAAAUAUUUAAGAAAAAAACCUAAGAAAAUAAUUGAUAAUGACGAUAUAUUUAGUGAUGAAGAAUGCAUUGAUGAAGAAUAUUAUGAAGAAGAAAUUAUAGUAGGAGAUAAAAAAGAUGAUAAUUUUGAAGAAUGUAUUAGCGAUGCAUCUAAAACAAAUAUGGAUUUAUCUUGGAAGUUAAAAUUGCCCGAUGAAUUUGCAAAUAUAACAUUCAUUAAUAAUAAUACAUACAGUGGUCGUAUUAGUAGGAAAAUGAUGGAAGGUGAAGGCGUUUAUAGAUGGGUUAAUGGUGCUCAAUAUAAAGGAACAUUUGAACAAAAUCUUAUGCAUGGGAAAGGUUUACUAGAAUGGAAUAAUGUUUGCUGGUACGAGGGUGAUUUUAUAAAUGGUUAUCGACAUGGUAGAGGAAUGAUGGUGGAUGGAGAAAAUCAUUACAUGUACACUGGUCAGUGGUAUAAGGGCUUAAGACAUGGUAAAGGGUAUGUUAUACAAAAUACAAGAUAAUUAUUUUAGAACCGAAUUAGAACUUCACAUGGGUAUGAAAAUUAAAAUAUAUGUAACUAUUAAAAAAAAUAUAGUAUAUGAUGAAAU
Molecule: messenger RNA, 606 nt
Organism: Apis mellifera (honey bee)
Lineage: Eukaryota; Metazoa; Arthropoda; Insecta; Hymenoptera; Apidae
Product: phosphatidylinositol 4-phosphate 5-kinase 7-like
Exons: 3
Coding region: 1-519 (172 amino acids)
Source: RefSeq, a predicted model, not a curated record